This is a messenger RNA of Neomonachus schauinslandi (Hawaiian monk seal), 2376 nucleotides long. RefSeq names its product TM2 domain containing 2 (gene TM2D2). Lineage: Eukaryota; Metazoa; Chordata; Mammalia; Carnivora; Phocidae. The transcript has 4 exons. The coding region runs from base 98 to 742 and encodes 214 amino acids. The record is from RefSeq and is a predicted model, not a curated record.
UCGGCGGAGAGGCCUGACCAGGCAGGGCUUGCUUGGGUUGGAUGUGCCGGCCAGGCUUUGUGGUUGAGGUUGGGUCUCAGCCACUGGGCCCGGGAAGAUGGUGCUAGGUGGUUGCCCGGUGAGUUACCUACUUCUGUGCGGCCAGGCGGCUUUGCUGCUGGGGAAUCUACUUCUGCUGCACUGUGUCUCUCGGAGCCAUUCGCACAACGCUACCGCCGAACCCGAGCUCACAUCCGCUGGCGCCGCCCACCCAGAGGGCUCCGCCGGCGCUCCGAGCUGGGAAUAUGGCGACCCCCACUCUCCAGUCAUCCUUUGCUCUUACCUACCUGAUGAAUUUAUAGAAUGUGACGACCCAGUGGAUCAUGUUGGAAAUGCAACUGCAUCCCAGGAACUCGGUUAUGGUUGUCUCAAGUUUGGUGGACAGGCCUACAGUGACGUGGAACACACUUCUGUCCAGUGCCGGGCCCUCGAUGGGAUUGAGUGUGCCAGUCCUAGGACCUUCCUACGGGAGAAUAAACCUUGUAUAAAAUACACGGGACACUACUUCAUAACCACUUUGCUCUAUUCCUUCUUCCUGGGAUGUUUCGGAGUGGACCGUUUCUGUCUGGGACACACUGGCACAGCAGUAGGAAAGCUGUUGACACUUGGAGGACUUGGGAUUUGGUGGUUUGUUGACCUUAUUUUGCUUAUUACUGGAGGGCUGAUGCCAAGUGAUGGCAGCAAUUGGUGCACUGUUUACUAAAAAGAGCUGUUGUCAUGGCCCAGAGAGGCAUGUCUUCCUACAGGCUUAAAACUCUUCCUUGAUAGCAGACCUGAUUAUUACUUUCCCUCCCUGGAGGGAAUCGGUUUGGUUAGGAAGGUUUCUUUGGACUCUGGGUUUUCAACCCAAAUUUUACCUUGCAGACUAGAAAUGACAAGCAAACAGUGUUUGGGAAUCAAGUGUGUACCUUUCCUCCAUACAAAAUAUAAAGGCUAGUGACUAAUAAGUUGCAGAGGGGUUUCCAUGCUGUAUUUCUAUGCAUUGCUGUAUCUUCAAUACUUUGGAGCAAGUGGACCCAACAAGAUGAGCAAAGUGAAUAUUUUUAGCCUUGUGCCUUUUGUGACCCUGAAUCUUCAUGCAGAGGAGAUCUGAAGCUAAACCAAUGAAAAUCUUCAGCAGAAGUAAAAUGGCCAUGGAUUUUAAUACAAACUGAAAUUCUGACUUUCUGAAUUUAAAUUGUGGAAUAAAUUUUGCCAGCCUGGAAUGCUGUUUGGUAUUUUCAAUAAGUAGAGUGAGACUCAAAAUUCUGUAUGUUUUGCUAAAAGCUAGGCAUUUGAAAUGAACCACUCUACUAAUAAACCCUAUUGUUACAUCAUUAUUAUGCUCCAGAGGCAGUAUAUGCAGUACAAUAAUUUCUUCAUUUCAAUUAUAAUUUGAAAGCCCAACAAUAAUCAGGUCUGUCUGGGUUAAGCUAUCCUCUUGGCUAUCCUAUCUAAAAAUUAAUUAUUUAUGAGUUCAGAGAGCCUAUGUUGUAGGCUGGUAAAAAAGAUCUCCUACAACUAACUAUAAAACUAUUCACAAUUAUGUUAGGUAAGUUGUAAAGCCUCGUACCUUUGGGGGGAAAAAAAAAGCAAAAUAGAUUCUUACUUAAAGGACAGAAUUACUGAGUAUUGGGUGGAGUCAGGAUGUGAUUUAUGGGGGCAAAAAGAACACAUUCGUUCAAAAUAAACAUGGUACCAGAAGCUCUCGCUGUGGACUACCAGAGUCCAUUGUCGGGAAAAAGAGACAGCCAAGCUUUUGCAUUCCCAAAUCACUGGGAAUAAAAGGAAAUGUUCUGAAUUAUAAGUUCGGAGAAACUUAGUUCCCAUCCUUUGCAAUUUAAGUUGAAAAGAACUUUUAAAUAUGAAGUAAAAGGAGGACUUUUCAGACAAGUCGAACUAAGAGCCCGAUAUUUGGGAUAAAUUCUAGAAACAAUCAAGGUAGAACUACUCAAAUGUUACUCUCCUAAUAGUUGACUUAAAGAACCAAGAAUCACAGUUAAAUUGAUACUGGAUAUGCUCUAUCAUUAUGAAGCAGCUUUUCUAAAAGUUUCAGCUUUAUUAUCCCUGAUUAUUACGAUUACUGUUCUUAUAUUAUUAAAUGGUGAAUGUGUAAAAAUUAAAACAAAUUAUUCUGUCUUGAAAAUUCUGUACCACAUUGAACUUAACCUUGUUUGUAACAGUAAUAAUUGGUAGAUUCUUAUUUAUAAUGUCCGUACUAUAAGUAUAUAGUAUUUUUUAAAUUGUUGGAGAUCGUAAAGAAACCGGACCCCCUCCCCAGGAAAAAAUGCACAUAAACAAAAUUUUGCAUAGAAUUUAAGGAGAUGCCAUAUUUAAAAAAAAAAAAAAUCCUAACUU